AUGUCGGGGAAGGCUCAAUACAGGGGACGCACCGAUAGGGCAACGGUCGCUCAGAAGCGGUCCGACGCGUCAAGUUACAACUGCGUGCCGCGAGAGCUAUGGUCUGAUUUCUUCACUACUGGACAGAUUUUCCGCAUAAAGCACUGGGAUUGUACACUUCGUGUCUACGUCGUAGUCGAGCCCGGCGAGGAGUCGUCAAGAUGCUUGAUGAUCAAGACUUACCAAGUCGCCCAACCUCCAAGACCUCUUCGCGGAGAAGAAAAGCUACGUCAGCCUAUCGGCGCAAGAGCAGACAAAGGAGCCCAACCCUUCUCCCCGAAAACACGACUCAACUACGGUCAGGACUUUGAAGUGGCUCACUCACACCCCGUGUGUCCUCUGGGACAUGUUCUCGAGCGGGACCUCUCCUUUUUCGUUGAAGAAUACCUCAAAGUCCAGGGGAAACCCGCGGAGCGCAAAGUCAUAUCGUCUCCGCCUCAGCCAAGGCCCGCACCGCCCGUGGAACAAUCACACGACAUGCUGGUGGACACCAUGGUGACGGAUCCACCAGAUGUCUUGCCUCCGGAUCCUCGAGAGGAAGCGGACAAGGCCCUCAACGCCCUCAAGGUCCUGCCGUUCCCGGACGAAGCUUCGGCUGUCUCUGGCUCUUCUGGUGCCACUGGACCUUCGGAUGUCACUGAAACUAUUGUUGCCACUGAGCCUACGGUUGUCACUGAACCUACGCCUGCCGCUGAACCCGCGGCUGCCACUGAAUCUUCGGGUGCUGUUGAGCCUUCGGGUGUCCCUGAGCCCAUAUACUGUUCUGCCACUGUCGAGUCCGAUGAAGAAGGGCCCACCCAGUCUAUUGACAACCAGAUGGAACGCCCUGAUGUAGGAGACAUCAAAAACGGCAUCCCUAGUGACAGUCAGGAGCCCGGUUCUCCGCAUCAACAGGCGGGAUCUGCUGAAGACAAAGCUCCUCUCCUCAUAGAAUGGCAUGAAGAGAAGGAUGAAAGUCAGAAUCAUACUGCAGCACAAGAGGAUCCCGUUGAACAAGAAAGCCUUCCGGUCACCAUUGAAAUUACCCCUGCCGAACCCGAGCCUCCAGACACUAGCAAAGUUGCCGAAGCCUCAGCUCUUGAAAAGGAUAACCCUGAUCAUGAGGCGGAUCAGGAUCUGGAUGACAAGCAUAACCUUGCUCUGGAUUCUACUGGCCAAAAAGACCUUGACGACCCUGUAGACCUCCUUGAUGAGCUCCCAGACUCAUCACCGGUACAGUGUGAACCAGAUCCAAUCCUUGACGUAUUCGCUUUCCAGGUCGACUCUCUUUUAGAAGAAGUCAACAGGUUCUCCAACUAUGUCUAUCCUACCGUGGAGGAUGCUGAAGACUCCGAGUCUGCAGAACUCACAAGAGAAGCAACACCAAUCGAUCUUUCGAACUAUCAGUCGACACCGGAGCCUUUCGAAGUUCUGUAUGAGAGUAUCAACGAAUCCACAUACAGCAUUGAUACCGAAUCUACACCAUCAGUGUCACCAGUAGUGGAUCUAAAGCCUGACUGGUUGGACGACUGGUUGCAACUUACUCCUCACGAAAUCAGAGCUUGUGUGUGUGGUCGAGGAACGACUCCAGAACGCAGUGAGUCUGUUCACACGAUUGCUACCGAUGACAAAUCGGAGGGACCAUUGACACCUGAAUCAACCGACCUCAACGCAUCUACCGGUCCUACAUCUUCAUACCACACACCAGCGGCAGAGUUCGAGAUGGUAUCAGCAAACGAGGCUUGCGAAGAGACAGACAAAAUCGAAGUCGCAGCAUCUGAUAUCAUCUUCGUCGGUGCCAGCUCAACACAGCCUUCCAUCUUCCCCAAGCUCGACUUUAGCCACGGCACCACAUCCAUCCUUCAACCUCCCGCCAUCUCCGGCUCCAUCCCCAGGCCCUUCACCAAAAGUCUCUCCGACUCCGAUGCCACCACGAUCGUGUCCUCCCGAGCCUAG
Lasiodiplodia theobromae is the source of this 1974-nucleotide messenger RNA. Its product is annotated as 5,6-dimethylbenzimidazole synthase. The record is from RefSeq and is a predicted model, not a curated record. NCBI's taxonomy places the organism in Eukaryota, Fungi, Ascomycota, Dothideomycetes, Botryosphaeriales, Botryosphaeriaceae. The transcript has 6 exons. The coding region runs from base 1 to 1974 and encodes 657 amino acids.